Chenopodium quinoa (quinoa) is the source of this 609-nucleotide messenger RNA. Its product is annotated as serpin-Z2B-like. The record is from RefSeq and is a predicted model, not a curated record. The transcript has a single exon. Lineage: Eukaryota; Viridiplantae; Streptophyta; Magnoliopsida; Caryophyllales; Amaranthaceae. Bases 1 to 609 code for a protein of 202 amino acids. Gene Ontology annotation, molecular function: serine-type endopeptidase inhibitor activity.
AUGCAACUUCCCUUAAUGAAAAAGUCAGAUUGCAUGUAUGAGUACGGCUCCUAUGAGGGUUGCAAGGUUCUCAAGAUGCCAUAUCUGGGUAGCAAAAACGAUAAAAGAAGGUUCUCUAUGUACAUAUUUUUACCUGACGACACGUGUGGUCUCCCUAAACUCAUGGAGAACAUCAAGUUUCACAACAACAUGUUUGAUAAUGAUCAAAUCAAGCUCACUAACGUCAAUCUAGGGGAAGUUUUAGUCCCAAAGUUUAAAUUCGAAAGCGCAAUUGAGCUUUCGGGUAUAAUGAAAGAACUAGGGCUAACACUACCCUUUGAGUAUCUCGGGGAUCUUACAAAGAUUGUUGAUCUCCCCUCGGAAUUAAAUGAUUUGAUCUAUGUUUCGGACAUCGUUCAAAAGUGUUGUAUUGAAACUAAUGAAACUGGUACGGAGGCAGCAUGCUACACCGAGCUAGAAUUCGACGAAUCGUGUGCUCCUCCUUCAUCCUUGGAUUUCAUUGUUGAUCAUCCUUUCAUGUUCAUGAUUAGGGAAGACCACUUUGGCAAAAUACUUUUCAUGGGCACGGUUUAUAAUCCUUUAUUGGAUCAAGGCAUAAUACAAAGUUGA